Molecule: messenger RNA, 258 nt
Organism: Heterobasidion irregulare TC 32-1
Lineage: Eukaryota; Fungi; Basidiomycota; Agaricomycetes; Russulales; Bondarzewiaceae
Exons: 4
Coding region: 1-258 (85 amino acids)
Source: RefSeq, a predicted model, not a curated record
AUGCCUGUUCCAUGGGAAGCUCUCAUUCCUUUCGGCCUUCUCACCACCAUGUUUGGCGCCGCCGGAACAUUGCUGAACGUCUCUAAGCGUGCACAGAACCUGGGCAAGGCCCCCCGAUAUCACAUCGAUUCUUGGGAAGAAAUGAUGAUGGAGAGGGACAAGCGGUUGACAGGGCAUGUGCGAGGGCAGAAGUCUGAUACAGUUGCGCCAGAAGGGUUCGAAACAAGUAGCGUAUGGUACACUCAGAAAGCGCAAUAG